Daphnia carinata is the source of this 2419-nucleotide messenger RNA. RefSeq names its product calcium/calmodulin-dependent protein kinase type 1-like (gene CaMKI). Gene Ontology annotation, biological process: protein phosphorylation. Gene Ontology annotation, molecular function: calmodulin binding; ATP binding; calcium/calmodulin-dependent protein kinase activity. The transcript is spliced from 10 exons. The record is from RefSeq and is a predicted model, not a curated record. The coding region runs from base 334 to 1473 and encodes 379 amino acids. NCBI's taxonomy places the organism in Eukaryota, Metazoa, Arthropoda, Branchiopoda, Diplostraca, Daphniidae.
CCUGACGGCUCUUAGUGCUCGGUGCAGUUUUUUUUCGUGACUCCUGUUUAGUUUGGUUAGGAUUGGCUGGCAGUGAACAGUCAGCGGUCGUGAGCUCAAGUCGCAAGUGAACGAUCCUGUUUGUUUCAAAGAAAUGUGCAGCCAACAGUUGCCCUGACAAAAGAUCCUUUCGUAUGCAACAAUUGGCUCGCUGUGGACCACACACCUGGUAGUGCAGAAAAAAGGGAAGAAUGGUGUAAAGGAGUGAAGUGUCUUGAUUGCUACUGACACUGAAGUGACCAUUUACAGAGACUGCAGACAAUCUAACAGUUAUUAGUGCAACCAUUUUCCAAAAUGCCUUUUUUUGGUAAACGUGAUAAAGAUAAGGAGUCCAGUAAGAAGAGCACUAAUCUCUUGAAAAAAGAUGAUAAAUCCUCACCAUCCCUGGAAGAUAGAUAUGAACUGAAAGAUCUCCUUGGAACGGGCGCUUUCUCUCAAGUGCGACUGGCGGAAUCGAAAACGGAAGCGGGCAAACUGUUUGCUGUCAAAAUCAUCGACAAGACGGCGCUAAAAGGCAAAGAAGACUCGCUAGAGAACGAGAUCAAAGUUCUACGAAGGCUCAAGCACCCCAACAUCGUCCAGCUGCUGGAGACGUACGAAGACAAGAGCAAAGUCUACCUGGUCAUGGAACUAGUGACAGGUGGUGAGCUGUUCGAUCGCAUCGUCGAGAAAGGAUCGUACACUGAAAAGGAUGCAGCUGAUCUGAUGCGACAAGUCUUGGAGGCCGUCGACUACAUGCACGAGCAAGGAGUCGUUCAUCGUGAUCUAAAGCCGGAGAAUUUGCUCUAUUAUUGUCCAGACGAAGACAGCAAGAUAAUGAUCAGCGAUUUCGGCCUGUCCAAAAUGGAGGAUUCCGGUAUCAUGGCGACUGCGUGCGGCACUCCCGGUUAUGUCGCUCCCGAGGUGUUGGCGCAAAAGCCGUACGGCAAAGCCGUUGACGUCUGGAGCAUCGGGGUCAUCUCGUACAUCCUCCUAUGCGGCUAUCCGCCCUUUUACGACGAGAGCGACGCCAAUCUCUUCGCACAAAUCCUGAAAGGUGAAUUUGAAUUCGACUCUCCGUACUGGGACGACAUCAGCGAUUCUGCCAAGGAUUUCAUCCGCCGGCUGAUGUGUGUCGAUGUCAACAAGCGUUAUACCUGCCGCGAAGCCCUCCAACAUCCAUGGAUAUCUGGCAAUGCCGCCAGCACCAAGAACAUCCACAGUUCCGUGUCGGAACAAUUGAAAAAGAAUUUCGCCAAGUCUCGAUGGAGGCAAGCGUACAAUGCGACGGCCGUCAUUCGCCAGAUGAGGCAUUUGGUAUUGGCCAGCAGCAGCCGGUCGACGUUGAGCAGCGGCGAGGACAACAAUUCUUCCAGCGAUCGCGAGCUGGAUGAUCAACCGCCCCGUCCCAAGCCCGUCUCUACGGCAGCAGCCAACGGACGUCCAGCUCUCUAGCUAGAUCACAAGCCCUCCUCCCCCCCCCCCAAAAAAAAAAAAAGAUCAAACCAGAUAACCAAUUUAAGAAUCUAUUUCGAAUUUUUUUUUUUUUUUUCUCCAACCCCUCCUUUAAUGAUUUUUCCCAGUACUUUGGUAAUCCAAUUACAAAGAAAAAGAAGAAGAAGAAGAAGAAAAAAAAAAAAAAACGAAAACGAAACACACAAAAAAUAGUAAUAAUAAAAAAUUUCAAAAUAAAAUUGGGGAAAAAAAAUGGUAUGAUAUUUGGGUUAUUUGGGUUUGUCUGUUUUUUUUUGGUUUUCUGAAUUUUUUUUUUUUUGGCUUUCUUAAUUAUACAGAAAGCCAUUUGAUUAGGGUUUUGUGGUUUUCCCCAGGUUUUUGUUUUUUUUCCCCCUAUUUCAAUUCGUUUCCCUAUUGUCUUCACUUUUUGAUCCUUUUGGUAUCGACGUGUUCCAAGUAUUGACUCGGUCAAUUUUUUCUCCCCAAACUUUCUACAUAUUUGAACAUUUUUGCUCUCUUUUUUCUCGCUCUCUAUUGUUCGCUCUCUAUCUCGUUAUUUUAUUUUUUUUUUGGAAUGACUUCUUUACAUUGAUUCCAGUUCAUUUUUGGAAAGGGGGGGGGGAUAGAUUGUGUUAACGGGUAUAUACAUAUAUUAUAAAAAAAAAUAUGCAUAGACUGUAAAAUGAGUUUGGGAUGCCCCCCCCCCCCCCCUCGCUUCGGGAGCCGAGUGAAUGACAAGUGGUAAAGUGUCAAGAAAAUGUGCGAUAAUCGUUAAUCAACUAGCCACACAUUGUCAAGUGCAUUGUGAAGGGAAAGGAAAACAACACAGCGAUUUAAAAAAGAAUAUCCAUUUUAUUUCAUAAGGUAAAUUUUGUUCGUUUCUCCACUACAUAAAUGAACGUCGAAGACGACGGGACAUUUGAAAAAUAAACUUUAAAGAAGACGU